Messenger RNA from Phanerochaete carnosa HHB-10118-sp, 1359 nucleotides. RefSeq lists its product as uncharacterized. The coding region runs from base 1 to 1359 and encodes 452 amino acids. The transcript is spliced from 5 exons. Lineage: Eukaryota; Fungi; Basidiomycota; Agaricomycetes; Polyporales; Phanerochaetaceae. The record is from RefSeq and is a predicted model, not a curated record.
AUGUCAGGGUCGCCGUCAUUCAACUCAAUUGCCACAACGGCCACUGGCCGUUCUUCCCCACUGCCGGAAACAAGUAAUAUCCGCCGGUAUCCCAACAUUUCCCGUCAGCAACAUCAGACUGCUACACGCACGGCCUACCGAGAACGCACAAAGAAACGCGAUGCCCCAGAGUCUACUCCCGCCGAAGUCGCAGCAAAGGCGCAGCGCCAAAAAGAGGCCAAGGAGCAACACCAGAAAGCGCUAGAGGCAGCCAACGCGGAAGUCUGGGCCGUCGCCGAGAAGUUGUCUGCCGACCUCUGCGAUCACCCUCCGAAAUACUACUAUCAACAGCUGCUGCAGCAGAGCAAGUCCGCAGAUUCGUCUCAGGGUGUUAAUCUGUGGAAUGCAUACCUUUCAAAGGAAACGAAGCUACUGAACGCCGAGAAAGCCGACCAGGGCAAGAUGCGCGAACGCUCCGGCAAUUACUCCGCUACUCUCAGCGAGAAGUGGAAGAGCAUGACGCAGGAGCAGAAGAUUGAGUACACGAAGGACGAUGUGGAGAAACUUACGGAGCGCCGAGAGAACCAGAAGUUCGCCCCUCACAAUGUUUCGAUCAGUUGCUUCCACGACAGCCGGACGUCGCUGGAGAAGAUCGAGCGUGAGUUGAAGGCACUUCACGAGCGAACAGGAAUGCAUGUUCUCAUGGGGUGUGUGCGGGGCGAUCAGGGUGACUUCAUGGCCCCGCACAUAUGGACAACGGACGAGAAGUUGGAGGACUUCCAGCUAACGCUCGGCAUGGAGUUUGGGCAGUUUGUCGGAAAGUUGGAGUCAUUUGUAAUUGCGGGCCUACCUGGUGCAAAGAAGUCUGCUGUCCAGGAUCUCUUGGACAUGAAGACCAGGAUCAGCAACCUGAUCCUCAAUGCCCUUCAGGAGGCGGCAAAGCCAUAUGUCACUAAUAAAAUGAACUAUGAAAGUUUCAACACCGCCAUCACUCAUAAGCUCGGCCUUGUCAUCGAGAACUGGCCGCUUCCGGUUUUCCAGGCGCCCGGCAAGUUCAACAGCAUGGCUGAACUCAAGACAUUGUAUAACGCUUGGAAGUCUGGCCAUGCCCACUUCCGGCGGCUUUCCCACGACGAGCUCGAACGUCGCGAGAAGGAAAACUUUGCUCCUCCCCUGCUUGAUGCCUCGGAAAUUGAGACGGCGGCACCUGCUACCCCCUCCGCCGACAUUUCUCGUACCUACGAGAAUGCAUUCCCGGUCGCGGAUGCCCCCGAGCGACCCGCGAAGAAGCCCCGUAAGGAUAAGGGCGCGAAGCGCGGCCCUAACGCAAGGACCAAGAACCGGGCGGCACAGGCAGCUUCAACACCAGGGCAGGACUAG